AUGCCAUGGCUGAUGUUUGUACCAACGUUCAUUGCCUUUUUCUUGCUGAACUACCUAGCGUGCUGCACCACUGUCAAUGCGGACGGCACCGACCUCGUCAUGCCACCGAACAUCGCCGCCACUGAGGCGGAAAGGGCCGCGAGUUACCGCACGCAGCCGGACGAGUACUCAUUCAACGCGCAGCUGUUCCUGGAGGACACGGUGAUGCGCAGGCUCUUCCGCAUGUGCCGCGGCAUUGGCGGCAUGAGUACGAUCCGUACGGUGUGUUCACUCGCGUGGCUGGUGCAUUGCAUGGAGAUAGGCAUUGCCUUCAGGAUCUGCGUGUCGUGCAACGCGGCACCGCACGUGUUCUUCUUUUACGUCCUCAUCACGGCUCUCGGCGGCGUCACGCAGCUCGCCCCGCUAGUGAAUGCCCGGGACGAGUACGUAUCAAUGCAGGAAACCAGCACGAAGAGUACCAACACUGUCAAGAAGAAGAAGUGA
Trypanosoma grayi is the source of this 483-nucleotide messenger RNA. RefSeq lists its product as hypothetical. The record is from RefSeq and is a predicted model, not a curated record. Lineage: Eukaryota; Euglenozoa; Kinetoplastea; Trypanosomatida; Trypanosomatidae. The transcript has a single exon. The coding region runs from base 1 to 483 and encodes 160 amino acids.